Molecule: messenger RNA, 2311 nt
Organism: Macrosteles quadrilineatus (aster leafhopper)
Lineage: Eukaryota; Metazoa; Arthropoda; Insecta; Hemiptera; Cicadellidae
Gene: CDase
Product: neutral ceramidase
Exons: 15
Coding region: 188-2257 (689 amino acids)
Biological process (GO): ceramide catabolic process; sphingosine biosynthetic process; long-chain fatty acid biosynthetic process
Cellular component (GO): extracellular region
Molecular function (GO): N-acylsphingosine amidohydrolase activity
Source: RefSeq, a predicted model, not a curated record
GUAGUUGCAAGAGAGAAUAAAUGUCUUUAUUCUAUGAUUGUGUCUAGUGUUUUUCAAACAAGUAAAUAUUCCCAAGUAUUUAUUGUGUAAAGUUUGAGACUUCCUUGAAAUGGAAAAUAGGUCUUUACUGAUUAAUAUGGUCUAAUAAUUGUGUGUGCUGGUAUCAACUGAUUAUUGUUGUAAAAAAAUGUUUGCAGUACAUGGACUGAUGCUGAUGCUGAUACUAUCAGUUGCUGAUAGUUACAAGUUUGGCCUCGGCCGCGCUGAUGUGACUGGACCACCUGUUGAGAUAUCAUUCAUGGGAUAUGGCAAGAUGGGACAGAAGGGGACGGGUAUUCACCUGCGGCAGUUCUCUAGAGCCUUCGUCAUAGAGGAGGGUGGUCGCAGACUGGUGCUGGCUAGUGUAGAGUGUGGCAUGAUCGGACAUGGGCUGCGGAUGGAGGUGCUACAGAGGCUAGGCAAGCGCUACGGAUCUCUCUACACAGAAGAGAACGUGAUGUUGUCGGGGACCCACACCCACUCUGCUCCGGGAGGGUUUCUCAUGAAUAUGCUGUUUGAUCUGACAACUCUCGGCUUUGUUUACGAAACUUUCAACGCUCUUGCCUCGGGUAUUGUACUGAGUAUAGUCAGAGCUCAUGACAACUUGGCCGACGGUAGAAUCUCGGUGAAUCAUGGUGAGCUAUUAGAAGCCAGCAUCAACCGUAGUCCAACGGCUUACCAACAGAACCCACAGAACGAGAGAGCUCGGUACACUCACGAUGUAGACAAAACAAUGGUGCAGCUGCGGUUUGAGCGGCCUAAUAAUAAAGUAGUGGGAGCAUUCACCUGGUUUGCCGUGCACCCAACCAGCAUGAACAACACUAACACCCUCGUAUCAUCAGACAACCUAGGGGUGGCUGCCUUGCUGCUCGAGCAAACAGUGAAUCAAGGAUUUCUUCCUGGCAAGGGACCGUUCGUGGGUGCCUUUGUUUCCAGCAACUUGGGAGACGUGUCGCCCAACCUGGCCGGGCCGAGAUGUAUAGGCUCAGGUCUCCCAUGUGACCUUCACACCAGCUCCUGUGGGGAGAAAGAUGAAUGUAUUGCGUUGGGACCUGGUCGCAACAUGAUGGAGAGUACACGGAUCAUUGGCAAACGGCUCUACAACAAGGCAUUGGAGUUGUUAAGGCUGGGUAACUCUGGGAGACGUUACCUAAACAGAGGUUUGAGAGUAGUCCAUCAGUACAAUGACAUGUCCAAAUACAGUACUUCUUAUUGGGACCCAACAUCGUCUCAGUAUAUACCAGUGAAUGGCUGUCCUCCGGCUAUGGGUUACAGUUUCGCAGCUGGUACGACGGAUGGGCCGGGAGUAUUUCCGUUCUCUCAACAAAUCGUGACUCCGAACCCGCUUUGGAACUCCAUACGCAACUUGAUCUACGGACCUUCUGAGAAACAGAAGAUGUGUCACUACCCCAAACCCAUCAUGCUUACGACUGGCGAGAUGACGUUUCCGUUUGAGUGGCAGCCGUCAGUAGUCCCAACACAGUUAAGUGUGCUGGACAACCUGGUCUUGGCGUGUGUCCCUGGAGAGUUCACAACCAUGGCCGGUCGGAGACUACGGGAUGUUCUCAGACAAAGUCUUAAACUCGGAUCCAACAAGAAUGUGCUGAUCACGGGUCUCUGCAAUACAUAUGCUGACUACAUCACAACUCCUGAAGAAUACCAGAUACAGAGGUAUGAAGGUGCUUCUACCAUCUUCGGCCCACAUACACUUCCUCUAUACCUCGACAUCUAUCGGAAACUGGCUCAGGCAGCAACAGGUGAGACCACACUUGCCAGAAACGAACCUCCUCUGGACUUCUUCAAUGACCUUAUAUCCCUAAACACUCCAGUCCUCUUUGACAACGCUGGAUGGUCCCAGAACUUCGGCCAAGUCCUACAAGAGGCUCCAUCCAGGGUGUCUCCGGGAGCAGUUGUAACUGUGAAAUUUGUAGGGGCGAAUCCCAGGAACCAUCUCCAACACGAAGGCAGCUACCUCACAGUGGAUCAUUUACAGGGCAGUUCAUGGAACGUGAUAGCUACCGAUGCCAACUGGGAGACUCAGUUUAGGUGGACUCGGCUCUCUGAUAUCCUCGGAACAUCACAGGUCGAGGUCCGUUGGGCCGUACCUCGGGAUAUUCCUCGAGGUAUCUACAGGAUACGUUACUCGGGCCACUUCAAAUAUCUCAAUGGCAAGAUUGAAAACUUCGUUGGAACGACAAAGAAUUUUGAAGUGGUGUAAACAUGGUAGUAUUAAUUAAUAAUUCUCAGUAUUAUAAUAUUUUAGCCAAACGAU